CUUGUCUUUCUUAUUUAGAUAUUUUCUUAACAUUAAGCAUUUCCCUUUAAGAAUGAGUAAUGCUAUUUAGCAAUUUUAACAUAACCUUGUCCUGUCAUCAAAACUAAAUAACCGCCUCAUUUGUGAACCUGGUCGUUUUUCUCAAAAUUAAAUAGAUGCAUGAAUUUAAUUAAGAAGCAUAUAUGAGGGAAGAGAAAAUUUCAUCAAGCACUACUUUGACGACGGGUUGCUGUUAUAAAAGGAAUGCAGUACGUGCUUCUCAUUCACGAACAUUUAUUUUCUUUAGCAAUGGCAGUUGAACAAGUCCUUCAUAUGAAUGGAGGUGAAGGAGAAACAAGUUACGCAAGUAACUCGACAUUUCAGAAAAAGGUGAUUCUGACUGCCAAACACAUCCUUGAAGAAAGUAUAAUGAGACUAUAUUGUGACAUUUUUCCAAACUGUUUGAAAGUGGCUGACUUAGGUUGUUCAUCAGGUCCAAAUGCACUUUUGGUUGCAUCUAAUAUAAUGAACACCAUUGAUGCAGUGAGCCAAAACAUGAGUCAUGAAACACCCAUGUUUCAGUUUUUUCUCAAUGACUUCAAUACUACUUUUAAGUCACUACCUGAUUUUUAUAAAAGACUUGAACAAGAGAAAGGACACAAGUUUAGUCCAUGUUUCUUUAGUGGAACACCAGGGUCUUUUUAUGGAAGACUCUUUCCUAACCAUUCCAUUCACUUUUUUCAUUCCUCCUAUAGUCUUCACUGGCUUUCUAAGACUCCAGAAGUGUUGCAAGAUGCUUUAGAACCAUUGAACAAAGGUGCUAUCUACCUAACAAGGACAAGUCCUCCAGCAGUGCACAAAGCAUACCAUGCACAAUUUCAACAAGACUUCACAUUAUUUUUGAGGUCACGUUCGUUUGAACUGCUUCCAGGUGGUGCUAUGGUCCUAACACUUAUUGGUAGAGAUGAACUAAAUGAACUGAUAAAUGCAUGGGUUGUGAUUGGCAUGGCACUCAAUGACAUGGCCACAGAGAAAUUGAUGGAGAAGAAAAAAUUGGACUCAUUUAACAUACCAUCUUAUUGUCCUACGUCUGAGGAGAUUAGGAAAGUGAUUGAAGAAGAAGGUUCUUUUGAUGUUCAAAGUUUGGAGACAAUUACAACAGAUUGGGUGAAAACCAUUGAUGUGAUUGAUGAUGAGGAUGGAGAUACAAGAGCUGAGGGAGUUGCAACAUUUAUAAGGGCUGUUGCUGAACCAAUUUUGAAGUCAGAGUUUGGAGAAGAAAUCAUGGAUGAACUAUUCAAUAGGUUCAAGAACAAGAUUAUUCAACUUGAUGGAGUUGAGAAAUUGGAAGUGCCUAAUUUAGUCAUGCACAUUACUAAACGUAUUUGAAGGUAUUAUUCAUCACCAAAGAGUUUAAUCCAUUGAAAUAUUUACUAUUUUAAUUCAAUAAAAUGGUGUUGCAAUUAUUAUUAUAUUCAUAAAGUUUUAUGUCAUGUAUAAUUUUCUUAUUUGAAAUUUUAAGUUUUGAAUCACUGUUUUUGUAAUUAUUAUGAAUUCCCCUAUAAAAUAUAUUAAGAUCCAAC
This is a messenger RNA of Vicia villosa (hairy vetch), 1562 nucleotides long. Its product is annotated as S-adenosyl-L-methionine:benzoic acid/salicylic acid carboxyl methyltransferase 3-like. Lineage: Eukaryota; Viridiplantae; Streptophyta; Magnoliopsida; Fabales; Fabaceae. Gene Ontology annotation, molecular function: S-adenosylmethionine-dependent methyltransferase activity. The record is from RefSeq and is a predicted model, not a curated record. Bases 244 to 1368 code for a protein of 374 amino acids. Gene Ontology annotation, biological process: methylation. The transcript is spliced from 4 exons.